UCUUCAAAAAUAUCGACAGAGUAAUAAUUUGAAGAGUCUAGUUUUGUUGUAAAAAGGAUAUAAUUUUUGUCGCGUUGUUUUUGUCUCUCAGAUAGAGAGACUGAAACCAACAGAACCACCUUCAAAAACGGUGCGUUUUGCUCUCAUCGUUCGGAUUCAGAAUCUAACCCUAACACCGUCGACGACGCUCCGAUUCCAUCGGUUCCGGCGUUCCACUCUGUUCCCUCGGCAAGACCAGAUCUAUCUACGAGAAGAAGCCAAGAUCUGGAUUGGAUAAGCCAUGCCGUCUCAAGCCGAUCUAGACCGUCAAAUCGAACACCUUAUGGAGUGCAAACCUUUGACAGAAUCGGAAGUUAAGGCUCUUUGCGAUCAAGCGAGGGCGAUUCUGGUGGAAGAGUGGAACGUGCAGCCCGUGAAGUGUCCUGUCACGGUUUGCGGUGAUAUUCAUGGCCAGUUUUAUGAUCUCAUCGAGUUAUUUCGGAUAGGAGGGAAUGCUCCUCAUACUAAUUACCUCUUUAUGGGUGAUUAUGUAGAUCGUGGGUACUAUUCUGUGGAGACUGUUACACUUCUCGUGGCCUUGAAAGUUCGUUACAGAGAUAGAAUUACAAUACUCAGAGGAAACCAUGAAAGCCGUCAAAUUACUCAAGUGUAUGGCUUCUAUGAUGAAUGCUUGAGAAAAUACGGAAAUGCCAAUGUCUGGAAAUUUUUUACUGACUUGUUUGAUUACUUACCUCUGACUGCCCUCAUUGAGAGUCAGGUUUUCUGCUUGCAUGGAGGUCUCUCUCCUUCUUUGGAUACACUGGACAAUAUCAGAGCAUUGGAUCGUAUACAAGAGGUUCCACAUGAAGGACCAAUGUGUGAUCUCUUAUGGUCUGAUCCCGAUGAUCGUUGUGGGUGGGGAAUAUCUCCCCGUGGUGCUGGAUACACAUUUGGCCAGGAUAUAGCUUCACAGUUCAAUCAUACCAAUGGUCUCUCGCUGAUAUCUAGAGCUCACCAGCUUGUUAUGGAAGGAUACAAUUGGGCUCAGGAGAAGAAUGUUGUCACUGUAUUUAGUGCUCCAAAUUACUGUUACCGGUGUGGGAAUAUGGCUGCCAUACUGGAAAUCGGAGAGAACAUGGAUCAGAAUUUUCUUCAGUUUGAUCCAGCCCCUAGGCAAAUUGAGCCUGACACAUCACGCAAAACUCCAGAUUAUUUUUUGUAAUGACUUCAUAUAUCUGCUUGUUUGUAGUUACUGCUUUUUGCAAUUAUUGUAGAUGUCUUUUUAAGGAAAGAGGAAUUUCACUGUUUAAUUGAAGACUGAUCGUCAACAUGAUUCUUUAAGUUGGAGUUGUUCUCCUGCCGCUGCUCAUGCCUUAUCUGCGAGAAAUCAAUAGAACUGAUCUCAGCCACCAAUUGGUGUUUGUAUAUUUUUAGUGGGGAAGCGGCAAUAACAUGGUUGGUAUAUUUCGUUAUGUAAUUUUUUAUUUAUAAUUAAACCUCCAUUUAGAAAACAGAUUUUUGAUUCGGGACAAUGAUGUUCAUUUGAGACUUUUGAAGGUGCCAAAUGAAAGGUACUGGUGUUCAAUUUUA
This is a messenger RNA of Lathyrus oleraceus (garden pea), 1569 nucleotides long. Its product is annotated as serine/threonine-protein phosphatase PP2A catalytic subunit. The coding region runs from base 281 to 1201 and encodes 306 amino acids. Lineage: Eukaryota; Viridiplantae; Streptophyta; Magnoliopsida; Fabales; Fabaceae. The transcript has 6 exons. The record is from RefSeq and is a predicted model, not a curated record. Gene Ontology annotation, molecular function: protein serine/threonine phosphatase activity.